Molecule: messenger RNA, 360 nt
Organism: Prunus armeniaca (apricot)
Lineage: Eukaryota; Viridiplantae; Streptophyta; Magnoliopsida; Rosales; Rosaceae
Source: the annotation of a GenBank genome assembly
AUGGUUCGGAAAGCGAAAGGUGGGUGGCAAAUGUGCCAAGACUAUACCGAUCUGAACAAAGCAUGCCCAAAAGAUAGCUUUCCGUUACCUCGAAUCGAUCAGCUCGUAGACGCCACUGCCGGUCAUGAGCUUCUCAGCUUCAUGGAUGCAUAUUCGGGGUACAAUCAGAUAUUCAUGAACCUUGCCGACAGCGAACAUACUGCAUUUAUCACAGGCAGAGGAUUGUAUUGCUACUAUGUCAUGCCGUUCGGCUUGAAAAAUUGCAGGGGCAACAUAUUAGAGGCUCGUCAACAAAAUCUUCGCCAAACAUAUCGGCAGCAUAAUGGAGGUAUACGUCGACGACAUGUUGGUAAAGAGUAG